This is a messenger RNA of Suncus etruscus (white-toothed pygmy shrew), 2127 nucleotides long. It is a transcript of the gene PUS7L, whose product is annotated as pseudouridine synthase 7 like. Gene Ontology annotation, cellular component: nucleus. Gene Ontology annotation, biological process: pseudouridine synthesis. Gene Ontology annotation, molecular function: pseudouridine synthase activity; RNA binding. NCBI's taxonomy places the organism in Eukaryota, Metazoa, Chordata, Mammalia, Eulipotyphla, Soricidae. The record is from RefSeq and is a predicted model, not a curated record. Bases 12 to 2123 code for a protein of 703 amino acids. The transcript has 8 exons.
UGGUAUUUAAAAUGGAAGAGGAUACAGAUUUUAGAGUCAGGUUUGGUUCUUUGUAUUUCAUCACUGAUCAUGUUGGCUUUCAAGGCACUAUCAAAAACUCACCAAGUGAUUUUAUUGUUACUGAGAUUGAUGAACAUGGGCAAUUAGUAAAUAAAGACACUGAUGAACUAAUUUAUAAGGUUGAUGAAGUAUUAUCUGAGCCAAAUUCUAUUGCCAAAAAAAGAAAACAAAAUCCUCAAAAUAUAUUCAUUGAAAAGAGAACAAACAAAGACUUUAAUUCUUUGACUGGGUGCUCUGACAAUAACCAGAAUCAUCAGUUUGAUUUAGAAAAAGAAGAUACUCCCAGUGACAAAGCUUCCAAAGACAAAGAAGAGAAAGUUGAUAUGUUAGGCUCCUUGUUAAAUGAAAGAACUUAUGAAUUACUGAGUCAGUUUGCUUGUGAAAUAAAAGAGAAUUGGAAUUCUCAAACUGAGUACAUUGGACCAUCUCCUGAACUCUCAUUAGGUAGAAUCCUUGACAAAAAUCAAAGGAGUAGUCUGCAUUGUGCUGUUAGGCAGAAAUUUCCUUUUUUAAUUACUGUAGGCAGAAAUAGUGAGAUUUUUGUAAAACCAAAUCUUGAUUGUAAAGAAUUUUGUCACUUGGUAUCUGAAGAAGAAGCAUUUGGCUUUUUUAAAUAUUUGGAUCUAAAGAAAGAAAAUUCCAAAUUUUCCUUUAAACCUGACGCAAACAAAGACCACAGAAGAGCUGUACAUCAUUUUGUCAACAAAAAGUUUGGAAAUCUCGUGGAAACCAAAUCUUUCUCUGAACUGAAUUCUAAUGCCGGUAAUCCAAGGGUAGUGAUAACAGUAAGGUUUCGUGAAAAAGCACACAAGUACAGGAAAAGAUCUCUGGAAUCUUUUAUUAAAUCCAGAAUUAUUUUUGUUCCAGCAUUUACCCUACGAAAGGAAAAUCUGGAAAUGUUUGAAGCAAUUGGUUUUUUAGCUGUCAAACUUGGUGUGAUUCCUUCAGAUUUUAGUUAUGCCGGCCUAAAAGACAAGAAAGCCAUUACUUAUCAAGCAAUGGUUGUUAAAAAAGUAUCUCCAGAGAGGUUAAAGAAUAUUGAAAAAGAAAUAGAAAAGAAGAGAAUUAAAGUGUUUAACAUACGGUCUGUGAAAAAUUCCCUUAGACUUGGACAGCUCAAAGGCAAUCACUUUGAUAUUGUCAUUAGAAAUUUAAAAAGCCAAGUUAAUGAUACUGUAAACCUGAGAGAGAGAAUUUGGGAGGCCAUAGAAAAUGUUAAGAAUAAAGGGUUUGUGAAUUACUAUGGACCACAGAGAUUCGGGAUGGGAAGGAAAAUCCACACUGACCUAAUUGGAUUGGCUUUGCUGAAGAAUGAAAUGGUGAAGGCGGUAAAAUUAUUUCUUACACCAGAAGAUUUGGAUGAUCCUGUAAAUAGAGCAAAGAAGUAUUUUCUUCAAACUGAGGAUGCUAAAGGCACACUUGCACUGAUGCCUGAAUUCAAAGUUCAAGAGAGAGCUUUGCUGGAGUCAUUGCAUCGCUUUGGCAUGACAGAAGAAGGUUGUAUCCAGGCGUGGUUCUCUUUUCCUCAUUCUAUGCGCAUAUUCUACAUCCAUGCUUAUAGCAGCAAAAUUUGGAAUGAUGCAGUAUCUUAUAGACUUGCCACAUAUGGAUCAAGAGUAGUGGCAGGUGAUUUGGUCUGUUUGGAUGAAGAUACUAAGGAUGAGAAUUUCAUAAAUAAUAAAAUUCAUCUGGUAACAGAAGAAGAGGCAUCAGCUAAUACAUAUGGAAUACAUCAGGUGGUUCUUCCAGUGCUUGGAUACAAUAAUCAAUACCCAAGGAACAAAGUAGGACAAUGGUACCAGGAAACACUUAACAGAGAUGGACUACAGACAUGUAGGUUCAGAGUACCUGCUCUGAAAAUGAAUGUUCCAGGAUGCUAUAGACAGAUUUUGAAACAACCUCAUAAUCUCUCAUUUGAAUUAAUGGAAGAAAGUGAGACUAAUGUCAAAAAAGAUGGUUCCCACAUCACUGAAGCAACUUUAUCUCUUUUGAUCUCUUUUGAUCUUGAUGCUUCAUGUUAUGCUACAGUUUGCCUGAGGGAAAUAAUGAAGCAUGACUUUUGAAGUU